This is a messenger RNA of Trametes versicolor FP-101664 SS1, 1038 nucleotides long. RefSeq lists its product as uncharacterized. The record is from RefSeq and is a predicted model, not a curated record. Bases 1 to 1038 code for a protein of 345 amino acids. The transcript has 2 exons. NCBI's taxonomy places the organism in Eukaryota, Fungi, Basidiomycota, Agaricomycetes, Polyporales, Polyporaceae.
AUGGGACGCCUACGUAAUCUCGUCGUCAACACGUCGUUUAACCAAGGUCUCCCAUUCUAUAUCCUGAACGCUAUCCUCUCGACUCCUCAGCUCGAGUCUGUUCAGUUUGGCCCGUCAAUGUGCUACCCGGUGAAACUCGAUCCAAGUUUCCCAAAGGAUCUUCAAUUUACGAGUCCUGUUUGCUCUUUGACCUCAUUCCGCCGAACCCUCCAGAGCUUUGAGAGAUAUUCGCGGGCACAAGCCGAGGCGGAUCUUCUCCAUUGCCUGUUCAACCAAUUCCACCAUACACUUCAAAUAGCAGAGAUGCCAAGCGACACUGCGCCUCUCAGAGUGUUAAUCAACAAUGACUGGCCCUGCCUCCGCGAGCUCAUUCUACGUGGCGGAUCGCAGCAAUCAUCCAAGCCGAUGGUCCAGAUCUUGGGACGUAUGCCAAACCUUCGCGUCCUCAAGCUCGAACUAGCGCAGCGCUCUGGGGAGGGUCCUCGCCGUGUGUGUCCUCCGGGUUGGGCAGGCGGCUUCCCAUGGCCAAACUUGGAGGUCUUGACCGUAUCCUACCCCCACCCAGACGAUGGACUAUACGCGCACUUACCGAGUAGCCUGCAAGAGUUGACCCUCCGGUGCUUCCCUCGCCACUAUGUAGCCACUGCUACGGGAAAAGAGGGCGAUUUCAUGAGAAGACACAUGUACGACUCUGGAUGGUGUUCGUCGCUCCCCUCGUCGUCUGCCGAGAUACUGGGCGUCCUAUGUCGCUGUAGCUCGUCCCUCGUUUGUCUUCGGCACCUCGACAUCGAGUUUGAGGAGUCCGACGAAGACAUUCAGCUUUUGCGCUACAUUGCGACCGCAUUUUCGACACUGACCUUCCUUCAAUUUCUUCGUUACCGCAAGAGUUCGGAGCACCCUCAACAUACUACGUCUUGUGCUGACCUCGGGCAUGCCCUCGCGCCUCUGACGCAUCUUCGACUUCUUCGAGUUCAUCUCGAUUUGGAAGAUACGGACGACGCAGGAACAGUCGGAGAGGCGCUCUCCGCGCUCGCGUGA